AUGCAAGGAAUACACAAGGAUGUUGAAAGUCCUUCCGAAGGCAUGUCAAUUGAAAAUGGAUUUAAAGACAACAAAAAGACUAGUGGCGACCUUAUUAAAGAGGGUGACUUGAACGAUCCACGACAAAAAGAUGACGAGGAGAAAAAUGGUGAUUCUAAAGACGCUGACAAACAUUACGGCCAGGACAAGGACGAUGACAAAGAUGAUGAGCAAGCUGACGAUAAAGACAAAAACGAUAAGAACAAUUAUGAUAAGGAUGAUGCCAAGGACAAUGACAAAGAUGGAGACUCACUUGGCGUAAACAGCCGUGGUGUUUUGUCUUCUCCUCUGUUUGAGGCACUCAUUUUGGCACGACUUGAAUGA
Messenger RNA from Orbicella faveolata, 363 nucleotides. RefSeq names its product prostatic spermine-binding protein-like. Lineage: Eukaryota; Metazoa; Cnidaria; Anthozoa; Scleractinia; Merulinidae. The record is from RefSeq and is a predicted model, not a curated record.